CAUUGUGGAGGAAGAAAUAUAAGAGGGCUCCCACGGAGAAAGAGCAGUCAGGCAAGUGUCCGAGCAACCGCUCCUGUUAAUUUCCACUGCUGUGCGGCACCGCGUGUGUUUAUGUGAGUGUGUGCUUGUGAAAAAGUGGUGCACGUGUGUAUCUGAGACAAGCGUAUAGUCUCUCCACCACAAAGGAAUAAAGUCUGACAGGUUUUUUUUUUCUUUUUUUUUCCCCAAAGAUAAAAGGAAGUAACGAUUGACUGAUUGGGGGGGGGGGGAGUUGAAGAGCUGCUGAAGCCUGGCUGUUCUUGAACCUGGAAACGGUGUUUGAUUUUCAGGUUUUUCGGUUGAGUUGUUUCCUCCACUCCGUCCGUGUACCACUUAUUUCCACCAAGGGGAGUCAAAAGGUGACUCUUGAACUGCUUGAAGAGGAAUUUCUACAGAGGCCGACAAUUCCUCUGAGUAAUUUUGGAUUUCUAUUCUCUUUUUUAGUUCAGUUGUUUCAUGUGCCAAGACAGAAUGGACACCGCACGUUUGCCAGAUGUAGACUACAAUCAGACCUAUGUGGAUGAUCAUUUUUACUUUGAGGACAAUAUUAAUGGCUUUGGCAUCACUAUGGCUAUACUCUACUUGGUGGUUUGCAUCGUGGGACUAGCCGGGAACUCCCUCGUCAUUUUAGCCAUUUUGAAAUUGGACAAAAUGUCGUCUUCCACAACUGUGUACAUUUUCAACCUGGCGCUGGCCGAUGGACUCUUCAUGAUUGGUCUUCCAUUCAUAGCGAGCCAGAACUUUCAGAAUCAAUGGAUGUUUGGCGACAUAACGUGCAAAGUUGUCAUGGUGCUGGAUGGCAUCAACCAGUUCACCAGCGUCUUUUGUCUGACAGUGAUGAGCAUCGACCGCUACAUGGCCCUGGCCAACCCUGUCCGGUUUGCCCGCUGGAGAAAGCCACGCUGUGCCAAGAUUGUUUCAGCGUUCUUGUGGCUGUUCUCGCUCCUCACCAUCCUUCCCAUGGCGCUUCACUUCUCAGCUGAUAAAGGCUUGUGUGUGCCAGACAUUAUUUCAGAUGCCUGGUGGCUCAGCAUCUUGUCUUACACCUUCGUCAUGGGGUUUGCUUUGCCAUUCAUGGUCAUGACAGCAUUCUACACGGGACUGCUGCUCACCCUGAGGUCCCAGCGGCUCAGAGCGACAACGCUGAACCACGAGAGCCACCGUCUAGAGCAACAGGUUACCAAAAUGGUGGUCGCAGUGGUGGUAGUAUUUGGGAUGUGCUGGCUGCCAUUUUACACGUUCAACUUCUGUUCCCUGUAUCAAACUGGCCUCGUCCAGACCUUCGCCAGAGCUUUUGAGUUUGUAGUCCUGCUGUCAUACUCAUGGAGCUGUGCUAACCCAAUUCUCUAUGCCUGCCUCUCUGACACGUUCAGGAGACACUUCCACACCCUCCUCUGCCCCGUCGCCAAGUCAUCUCCCAGCAUGCAGUGCGACACUGAACGGUAUGACUUAAAUGAUACAGGUGUUCGGGAUGUGACUAUUCUGGCAUGAAGAGAAGAUGAAAAACUGACCUACCAUUUUAUUCCGUGCACUGCAUGAUACUUUUCUUUAAUGUUAUUUACUCAUUUGAUGGUUUGUAGAAAUGUGAUAAAUCCUGACUUUGUUUUAAAUUUCUUCACUCAACUUGGAAUGUUUUGAUAAAAGCAUUAUUUGUCCCAAAGAAUAAAGUGGGACAUAUUUUUUUGCUGAGGUGAUCCGAUUUGCUGUCCUUCUGAGUGUGCGGUGUGCGGAUGUGUGUGUUAAUGAGUUGUGUUCAUCAGUGUCUCAAAAGCAAGCGUUUGAUCAGGGUUUACAUUUUGGGUUUUCACCAUCUUGUGCUGACCACACAUUUUACAGGCUGUCAAUCUUCCUGUCCAGCUGAAAAGCUUAUCCUUUAUUUUCCCAGUGGAAAUGAAAAAGAUUUUGUAUUUUCCUAUUUCUGAGGAAAAGUUUCUUUACCAGAUCAAGAAGCCAAAAAGGAAGAAUUAUGCUUAUCAACAAUUCAAUUUGACCUUUCAUAACUCUCUUCACGUGAAAAAUCCCCUGUCUUGAUAGAGUACAGACCCACCUCCUGCUCUGCCUGACUUAAUGCUGUUGUAUAAUUUGUCAUCUAAUAACUCAGACUGCUGAGCUGACCUGUUCUGCUCCAUCUCCUCUUAUAGUGCGUUUCACCAGGAUAAUGAAAAGAGAUGCGAGAGGGAUAAAGUGUAGACAGGUAGAGUGUAAAUAGAAAAACAUGAGCUACAUGCCUGUGGUCAAACAGCAACACAAAGACGCACACAGACAGCUUCUCCACUUCCACAGCUGGAUUAUGUCUUGGUGGCUUUAAGUGUAGCUGUCAGAUGUGUGUGUGUGUGUGUGUGUUCCUGGGUGGCCAUGUGUAAGAGCCUGUACACAUGCAGGUUGGGAACCACGUGCUGAAGGUUUACUGCUGUUUGCUACAGAGGAUUUCCAAAAGGGACCAAAAAGGAAAUGAGAAGGGUAAACUGUGAGCAUAUUUAUGCACUCCACUCAUUAUGAAGUGAACGGAAAACCUGCCAGCACUUCACAUGUGUGACAGUGAAUGUCUUAAUCUCUUCCUAAAUUGCUCUAAAAUGGAUUCUUUCACUAGAGUUGAUUUGUUUUUCUGCUCUUAGCUGAAAACCUGUGUCUAAAAGUGAGAAAUGCAAAAAUGACCCUUGGGUCUAAAAAAAAAAAGAAAAAAAUGUUGACAUUGUGACAGAAAGGGUCUCAUAAGAUCACACAGAGGCAUGUAAUGCAUCGGUUUUGGCUGAAAAUCACAGGAAUGUAGUAACUUUCAUGUAUUAGCAGUUUCACGCUUCCCAGUGAUGUUGCUUUGGAUUUAAGACCCCGUGUCAACCGGAUUUAUAUGCAUCGUGGGUGACUAGAUUUAAAACUGAGGAGAAAACACAUAAAUCAAGUAUAAACACACCCAAGAGCCACAGCAACUGACCAAUCAACGAACGGGAAAUGCAUACAAGGAAAUUUUUUGGAAGCAGAGGAAAAGUAAACAGAAGCCAGGGAGCAUAAACACCCUAGUCGAGAGUGGAAAACGAUAAUCUGUUUUGUAUGUUGUUGUUGUUUUUAAACUUUGUUGUUUUUAAAUUCUGUUUAUACUGCAUCUAAACUCACACACAAACAAAAAACACAUGUUUUGUAAAGCCAGCUGUGACACAAGUUCCACUGAGGCUGCUCACCAAGACGUGGGGCUGGCUCUUCACUUAUAUAGUCACUCUGUAUGAGCAUAUUUCAGAUGCUAUCGCUAUAUUGACUGUAAAUAAAAACAUUUGCUUGUAUUUAUAGUUCUUCGUGUAUUAUUUGCAUUCCUGCAGCCACAUUUCCGUGCAAAGGAAUGUGCUUGUCAGUGUGUUUCAGUAAUCAUUUCAUGUGGAAGAACAAUAAACGCACUUAUGACCUCCGCUAUGAGG
Messenger RNA from Scatophagus argus, 3446 nucleotides. RefSeq names its product somatostatin receptor type 5. Gene Ontology annotation, biological process: cellular response to glucocorticoid stimulus; regulation of insulin secretion; neuropeptide signaling pathway. Bases 496 to 1530 code for a protein of 344 amino acids. The record is from RefSeq and is a predicted model, not a curated record. Gene Ontology annotation, molecular function: neuropeptide binding; somatostatin receptor activity. The transcript has a single exon. Gene Ontology annotation, cellular component: membrane; neuron projection. Lineage: Eukaryota; Metazoa; Chordata; Actinopteri; Scatophagidae.